Molecule: messenger RNA, 1132 nt
Organism: Arachis ipaensis
Lineage: Eukaryota; Viridiplantae; Streptophyta; Magnoliopsida; Fabales; Fabaceae
Molecular function (GO): protein binding
Source: RefSeq, a predicted model, not a curated record
AUGUUGGUUGUUCUGAUCCAAAAAGCAUAUAUAUGUUGGUGGAAAAUGUGGAUGUAGUAGAUAGAAAAAGAACCUUCAGGCGCAGAAUGUUAAUCAUCUCUGAGGCCAAUGGAAGUGUUGAUCUUGAAGAUGGAGGUCCUGUAACUGCCCAGUGGCCUCUUGCAGAUGAUCUAAUAAUCAAUUCCAAAUUACCAACUUUUCAAGGAUUUUGUUCCCUUGGUGGCAACUUGUUCACUGCUGGUGGUAUCAUGUGUAAUAAUGGACCAAAAUUUGAAUUUGAGCUGGAAUCGGAACAUUUUUUCCCUGAAAAAAUGUGGUGCCUCAAGUACGAUGGUUCUACUUGGAUUUGGAGUUUAUGCGGAAGCAUGUUCUACUACCGGAUGAAUCCCAUAGUGGUCCCAUACCAUGGCAAAGUGUGCAUCUUUGGGGGUGACACUGAAGGUGGAUAUUGGGUUGAAAUUUACUAUCCAAAAUUAGAUUUAUGGGAAAAAAGGGAAGUGUCCAAAGAUACGUAUUUGUUUCAGAAUGCUAAAUCUUACUUUUUGUGGGAGGACAGAACGAAGCCUCAUAAGAAGACCUUCGUUGUGUUUUAUUGUUCUUUUGGUAAGAAACAGCGGUUCAUCUCAUAUGAUUUCGAGGCCAACCUUUGGGAAGUCCUUUGCUGGUGGGAGUUUCCGCCAAUUCGUGAUUCUUAUCCAAGGAAACUCAUUCGUUUGGCAUGCAGUGAUUAUUUACUCAUUGUUAACUCUGCAGCUAUGUGGUACAUUUAUGACUUUUCUAGGAAGAAACUCGUGGCAGAUGUGCACGUGAAUGGUUUGGAAGAUCUGACUGGACGGGUGUCAUAUGUUUUUUGUUGCCACUACAGCAGCGAGGAAAGUCUGAUUUAUCUCUUCAUGGAACUAAAUGAAAAGGUUGUUGAGGAACGUGGUGGUGAUCUUGACUCUGUUCCUUAUGCUAGAGUCAAGCUCCAAAUUGAUGGUAAAUUUUCUGCCAAGGUUGAAUCCAAGGGUAAUCUUAAAGUUGGUUCCUAUAGCAAACUCUAUAUGUUUGCUGUUGGUGAUCAAGACACUGAAUUAAAGAGAAGAUUGUAGCUUAGCUUAGUUUUGUGCAUCAUACUAGUGUGGUGGCCAUU